This is a messenger RNA of Penaeus indicus, 1629 nucleotides long. It is a transcript of the gene lobo, whose product is annotated as dynein regulatory complex subunit 7-like. Gene Ontology annotation, biological process: cell motility. NCBI's taxonomy places the organism in Eukaryota, Metazoa, Arthropoda, Malacostraca, Decapoda, Penaeidae. Bases 1 to 1629 code for a protein of 542 amino acids. The record is from RefSeq and is a predicted model, not a curated record. The transcript is spliced from 11 exons. Gene Ontology annotation, cellular component: motile cilium.
AUGUGCAUGCUGAUUUUGGCUGAAGGGGGCGCGUCCCCUACAAACGCCGCCUCUCACCUCCACUUCUGGGUACUGGUCCUUCCUCCGAACCGCGACGUGACCACGCCCACUGUCGUCGAGCCAACCAAUGGGCAAGUGAUACCAUUAAGCCCCGCCCAAAAUCCUCCUUAUCGCCAGGUCCACGCUGUCUUUGACCAUACUAACUACUGGGCUUCAGUACGAUACGAUUUUCCAGUGUCUUCUGAUAUGUUCUUUGAAACUCACUCGAAUAUUAAGCGGCAGUUCAGAAACAAAGUCAAGGAAUUAUCUAGAAAAUACGAAAAUCCACGAGAAAUAAAAGAACAAUUUGAACAGCGAAAGGACGGUCUAGAAAGCCGCGUGACAGACCUCGUGAUGGGAGAUGUGACCGAGACGUUUGCCAAGAGCCGCCAGGACACACUUAAGCGCCACCAGUACUGGGUAUCUCCUUCGGUCCUGGCGUCGCGAACCUCUUUGGACGGCCUGACGAAGCCCUCGAAGGACGUCUCUGAGGAGGAUCGGCAAGAUGGCCACGGGGAAGAGGUGUUCAUGUUCCAUUCCAAGUUCCGAGUCGACGCCUUAAGGAGUCGCAUAAUAGGAGGCGGAGUCUGGAGGGAGGAGUUUGACGAGCGACCGGACCUGCUAUUGGCUCGCACCGUCACCUUCACAGAUUCUGGCGCCGCCCCCAACAGGUCUAUACAGAGAAUCGAGGAGGAAUUCGGGCAACCGGAGGGCACGGAGCCACACAAGGCCGUGCAGCGCCGUGUGUUGCAGGUGGCGGAGGGCAGAAUCCUCCUCGUCUACCACUACGGCCACCACCGCCUCCUGCAGCCGACCAGGUCCUUCGUCAAACCGCCUUCGUCAGAUGGUCGGGCGGCCACGCUCUCGCCGGAGAUGACGCAUGGGUUCCAGCCUGAUCCAACAGUCGAGGAGCCACCGAUGCCGCAGCUAUGGGCGGUGCUGCGGGCGGAGAUGGAGGCGGAGGCCGUGUCGCAGGAGGAGGUGCGAAGGGGCGUGGAGGAGACGGCGCAGGUGCGGGAGGCGAGAGCUCGGGAGGAGGAAGACCCGGCUCUUGUGACGCACAUCUUCGACAUUCACCGGAAUGAGACCGUCCAGUUUAUCCUGCGGCAGAGGCAAUACGAUGAAGCUCACCGCGAGGAAACGCUGAGGAAGAAACGUGAAGAGAGAGAAGGAAAAGUAGAUAUCAUCGCUCCGUAUAUUCCCCUAUUAACGUCGGACGCGGAGACAGGCGGACCCGAGACGGUGCGGGAGAGGUGUCUUCAGGACCUCAGGGAGAGACUCGCCCUCCGAGCCAACCUCCUGCAGGAUCGACUGGACCAGGCCCGCGCCGCCGUGCUCGAGUGCCGCGACGAGGCCGGGCGCCGCAAGCGACUGAGCGCCGACGAGCGGGCCGCACUCACGAGCCGCACCGCCGCCGCCGAAGCCUCCCACCGACGCCUCCGGGCCCAGCUGGCCGCCUGGAAACACGAAGCCUCAGAGAGAUACGACAGCCUCGCCGGCCAGCUCGAGGUCGACCCGCGAUUCGCUUUGGAACUCGGCAGCCAAGGGGCUUCGUCGGCAGAUGAGGAGGACGAGUCGGCGUCGGGAUAA